GCUGCGAUCAACGAAAGGUCACAUAGUAGGAUUUGUUCGGUUACACGUCCCUUAGUAAAUGCGCCGUAAUUUAGACCCAAACAUAGGUGAUAAAGGCCUUCGAGGUCGCGACAUACGCAUUCCAACUGUUGCUGAAAGUCCAAGGACAGUUACCUCUGCAAACCAGCCUAUUGAUGUCUCUUGGAUUCCACCAUGUGAAGGCGCCUCAGGCGGACGACUAGGCCUAACUUACUGCCCGGGCAAGCACAUCACAGCCAGGAAUGGAGUGCAGUACGCUAGGGACCUGCGUGCCGACUUGUCACGGCUAAAGCAGGAACAUGGCGUUCACGUCAUAGUAUGUCUGCUGCCGGAUGCCGAGCUUCGGUACCUCCGCGUGCGGGACUACGCAGCGGCGGUGGCCGCCCACCACAUGACCUACAUGCAGCUGCCCAUCAUAGAGAUGGCCCCGCCGGAUGACAUGCAGCGCGCCUGCGCCCUUGUGGAGGGGGUGGUGGAGCAGCUGCAAGCGGGGCGCACAGUCGUGGUGCACUGCAAGGGCGGAGUGGGUCGCGCGGGGCUGCUAGCGGCAUGCGUGCUCAUCCGACUGGGCGUGUGUGGCAGUGCACAGGAGGCCAUUGACACGGUACGGAGGUACCGGCGCGGUGCAGUGGAGAGCCGCAAGCAGGAGGACUUCGUGGGGGCCUUCUGGCGGCUGCGAGCAGGCCGGGACAAGGACGUCAAGGAGGCGUGAUUCCUGCAGUGCAUCCCCUGCGUCAACGUGGCGGCCAGACAGAAGGGGCAUGCUUUGCAAGGCCGGAUCGCCUGUGAAUUCCGCAUGUUGGCCUUGCGUACAUUUGGUUGUUGCGGGGUCGUGUCCUCCUGAAUGUGGUGAGCAAGGACCGCACCUGCGUGGGCAUCCGGAAGCAUUGGUGGUGGUGUUGGGGUAUCCUCCGACAGCACACGUGGCUGGAAGCUUGUAACCUGUAUAACGAAACAUUGAUUACUGGCAUGGCAGCUGGGCGUGCAGUAUGGUAUUCAGGUUCCAUUUGGGUUUCACAUGGUGACAGCUGGGUGUGGAGCCAACCGUUACAAGGAAAGUAAUGGAAAGGAGCGUAUUUUGUAGCGGAUGGUGAGCUUUGUCGUAGUUGGGGAGUGGUUGGGGUCGUGGGCUGCCACCGAGCAAUCCUGGAGCCAAGCCCAUAGGCCCUAGCCACCCAGCGGCGCUCAAGAAUUUAAUAGAAUGGAAUGAGCCUGUGGAUUGGCAAUUAGCACGGCAGAAAAGGCCUGUGUCCUCACGACCGUUGGCGCAUGUCGUGCUUCUGCCUGAUUUACAGGGUGUUUCCACUUGGCAGCGCGUUUGAACUUUCUCGGCCGUCUUCGCGUCUUUCCUCCCGCCGUAAGCUCUAUUAAUCUUAAAAUCAUUAACAAAUAACUAUUGUAAAAAAGGGAAGUACAAAAAGGCCAGGAAUCGGAGGCUCGGUAGGCCCAAGUGGAAACGGGAG
Astrephomene gubernaculifera is the source of this 1481-nucleotide messenger RNA. The record is from the annotation of a GenBank genome assembly. Lineage: Eukaryota; Viridiplantae; Chlorophyta; Chlorophyceae; Chlamydomonadales; Astrephomenaceae.